UGGUUAUCAGUUUGGUUAUAAGAUCUGUGACGUCACCAAUCAGCUGUUAUGUGUCAUAGUUAUCACCGUAAAAGUUUUAAAUUUCUGGUUAUUAUUUGAAAUGUGACAAGUUAGAAUUUUGGCGGGUAUUGGAUAUUUUCGUCGUGCUUGUGAGGUUAUAUGCGCGUUUAAAAGAGCAGUUUUGCAGUUCGUUAUUAAAUUGAAAAUAAUAUGGAGCAAUUUUAUCUAACUUUAAACUAUGAAGGCGUAAACUACGAGGUCUGCGUUAAAGACCUUGAAAUGGCCAAUUUACUUUUGAAUGGAUGCAAGCAUAAGGUAACCCCAUUAAAUCUAGAGGAUUCAAUGGAUAUAGAUGAAACAUCAGGAAGUGUGAAAAAUGAAAUAGAAGAGCAACAACCAGAUCAUACAGAUUCAGAGGAAACUCAAUUGGGUCCCUCAACAACACCAGUUAGCCGAUUUAAAAAAAACUCGAAAGGAAGACAUUGCCAAUGUGUAGAACUCAAUCCUUCCAUAAAAAAAGGUACCAUACCUUUUGUGAUAGCUAACAAACCUUGUGUAAAUGGAUACCUCUCAGUUUCUAGAGUUAUUGUGAGGGUAUCCCACGCGAUUGCAAAACUGUAUCCACGAUACGUGAGGAUGCCAGAAGAUUUGCUUGAUGAACAAGUAAAGUUCUACAAUAUUUCUAGACUUCCUAGAAUUGUUUGUGUGAAUGAUGGAACACACAUUAAGAUAAAGAAUCCAGGAGGUGUAGAUGGAGAAAUAUUCAGGAACCCAAAAGGCUUCUUUUUGUUGAAUGUACAAGUUAUGUGUGAUUUAGACAUGAAGUUCACUGAUGUGGUAGCAAAGUGA
Messenger RNA from Acanthoscelides obtectus, 849 nucleotides. NCBI's taxonomy places the organism in Eukaryota, Metazoa, Arthropoda, Insecta, Coleoptera, Chrysomelidae. The record is from the annotation of a GenBank genome assembly.